AUGAAACCAGAACGUUUAUCUUCGUUGUUAAAUGAAGAAGCCAAAGCUCACAUAUACACCAGUACAAUACCGAAAAGAGACUUUGAGCUGACCUACCGACUAGAUUGCCGCAACUUGUGUGCUGAAUUUCGUGAAGACAUUGAAUUCCGCUUCUCAUUUGGACCAACGGCUUUGAUGCAGCGAUUCUUGUUUCCAAUGAAAAAACAACACUACCUCACAGAGGGAGGCACUGGGGUACCGCGACAACAAGUGGUAACUGAUGUAUCUCAGUCUCGAGACAGUGAAGUUCUUAUUGCCAUGAUGACAACGUUUGCAUCGGUGACUUCCCGGACAACUGUGGGAGCUAUGGUGUUCAUGGGAAUGGUAGCCAAAGCAGCGGGAUGGAGAGUGAUAGCAGUCAGUGGUGCCCUGUAUGGUCUGCUCUAUUGUUACGAGAGACUCACCUGGACCAACAAGGCCAAAGAACGUGCCUUUAAGCGGCAGUAUGUGGAAUAUUCCAGUAGCAAGCUGCGUUUGAUUGUGGAUUUGACCAGUUCAAACUGCAGCCAUCAAGUUCAACAGGAACUAUCAUCCACCUUUUCACGCUUGUGCCAGCAAGUGGAUAUAUCUAAACAACAUCUUGAAGAUGAAAUUAAAGACAUUCAGAAAGACAUUGACCAGAUGAAAGAAAUUGCCUCAAAGUCUAAGACUCUCAGGAACAAGGCCGAUUGGUUGGACAGUGAAUUGAACUCCUUUGUACAUCAAUAUCUGCAACAUGAAGUUUGA
Acanthosepion pharaonis is the source of this 765-nucleotide messenger RNA. Lineage: Eukaryota; Metazoa; Mollusca; Cephalopoda; Sepiida; Sepiidae. The record is from the annotation of a GenBank genome assembly.